Molecule: messenger RNA, 789 nt
Organism: Paramecium pentaurelia
Lineage: Eukaryota; Ciliophora; Oligohymenophorea; Peniculida; Parameciidae
Source: the annotation of a GenBank genome assembly
AUGGAUGAACCAUAAGUAGUAAAAAUAAUUGUGGUUAGUGAAUCAAAUGCUGGAAAGACUUCAUUAUUAUAAUAAUAUUGUUUUAAAGGUUCAAUCAUAAUCUUUUAACAACAAUAGGUUGUGAUUUCACAUUAAAGUGGAUAACCUUAAAUGGGACUAAAUUAAAGUUGUAGAUUUGGGAUGUGGUUAGUAUGAUUUAAUUAAGCAAAGGGUUGUUUAAUUAUGUGCGACAUUACAAAUAAAAAAUCAUUAGAAGCUGCUUUGUCAUGGCGUCAUGUUGUAAAAGAUAUUGCAGAUGAAGUUCCUAUAUUCUUAAUUUAAAAUAAAACUGAUUUAUUAUAAGGUGAGAGAGAAGAAUACCAAACUGAAGAAUAUUUAAAUCAAUUUGGGCAACAAAACAAUUUUACUUGUUAUUAAAUAAGUGUUAAAUUAAAUGAAAAAGUAAAUUUGAUAUUUGAUGAGCUUGUGGAAGUAAUGAUAGAUAAAGGAGUAAUAAAAUUAGAAAAGAGUAUAAUUAAAAGGGAUUUAUUAAUUAAAAUGAAAGUUCAUUUAUAAUUAAAAAUGAAUGUAAUGAUCGAAAUAAAACAAAGAAAAAAGAAUGUUGUUGAAAAUUUAUAUCAUCUCUAUUACUAAUUUCUAUUAAUAUUUAAAAAACAUAAAAUCAAUAGUAUAAAUAAUAAUUAUUAUUUUGAAAUGAACUUUAUAAAUUAAAAAGAAUCCUAAUAAUUUAUAAUUUACUUUGAUUAUAAAAAUUCCUAACUUAAGUAUUCCAAUAAUUAUAGGUGUUGA